This is a messenger RNA of Alosa sapidissima (American shad), 5167 nucleotides long. RefSeq names its product NACHT, LRR and PYD domains-containing protein 12-like. Gene Ontology annotation, molecular function: protein binding. The record is from RefSeq and is a predicted model, not a curated record. Bases 149 to 4951 code for a protein of 1600 amino acids. NCBI's taxonomy places the organism in Eukaryota, Metazoa, Chordata, Actinopteri, Clupeiformes, Clupeidae. Gene Ontology annotation, biological process: regulation of apoptotic process. The transcript is spliced from 14 exons.
CUUUACUUCUGGUGUAGCUGUAAAACCUGUUUGUAAAACAGGAACACAAAGUUCACUCUGAAACAGUCAUCAGACAGUAUCUGCGGAAUAUGGCUUAGGUGAUUAAAGCGAUCUUAAGGUUUAAGGAGUUAGUUGACAUACUUGUGCCAUGAGUCGCAAAGAGAGGCGAGGCCUUGAUCCAAGCAGUGCUCCUGCAACACCUCACAACAUGGGGAAGCCCUUUGACAGCAGUGAGGACAGUGUUCCAUCAGACACAAGGGCAAAAACUAAAAGACCCCCAUCCCCAGUACCGAGCUGUGCUUCCAUGAAGAGUAACAUGUCCAUGACAGAGCCUUUCAAGUUCAGUGGAGACAACAAUCCUUCUGACACCAGAUGUGGAGUGUGUGAACAGGAAUUGGCAGCCAUUGUGUCAAUGAGCUGUGGUCAUAGUUUCUGCAAGGAUUGCAUUAGCAAUCCGCUAGACCAGCCUGGACAGUUAGGACAACACAUGUGUCUCCAGUGUAAUGGUGAUACCUUGCAGUUAGUCAUGAGAGCACAUAAGACUACUUUGAAGAGGAGGUUUGAAGGCAUUAAUGAAGGAGCUGAAGACUCACAUGUUAAAAUGUCACUGAAGAAGAUUUACACUGAGCUGUACAUUACAGAGGGAGAGAGUGAAGGUGUAAACACUGAACAUGAAAUACAGCAAAUUAGGAGGGAAUUCAAAAGAAAAACAUUACAGGAAACAGCAAUCAAAUGUAAUGACAUCUUUAAACCAUUACCUGGACAAAAUAAAAUCAUCCAAACAGUCCUGACCAAAGGCAUCGCUGGCAUCGGAAAAACAGUAUCUGUGCAUAAGUUCAUUUUAGACUGGACAGAGGGGAACGGAAAUGAGGACAUAGAUUUUAUGUUCAUUCUUCCGUUCAGGGAAAUGAAUUUGGUGAAAAAUCGUCAAUUCUCACUUCAUGACCUUGUUGUUCUCUUCCACCCGGAAGUUAAAAGGCUGGAUCCAAAGAUAUACCAAAGCUGUAAGGUUUUGUUCAUCUUUGAUGGCCUCGAUGAAAGCAGACUUGAGGUGAAUUUCAAAGCACAACAUGAUCAAAGUGUUUCUUCUGUUAGUGAUGUCUCAUCACUCAGCACACUGAUUACAAAACUCUUCCAUCGAAAUAUCCUGCCCUCUGCCCUCAUCUGGGUGACCUCCCGACCAGCAGCUGCUGCCCAGAUUCCUUCCCAGCGCAUUGACCAAGUAACAGAGGUGCGAGGCUUCAAUCACCCCCAGAAGGAGGAGUAUUUCAGGAAGAGAAUCAGUGAUGAGUCUCAAGCCAGUAGAAUUAUCUCCCACGUGAAGUCCUCACGUAGCCUUUACAUCAUGUGCCACAUUCCAGUUUUCUGUUGGAUCACAGCUGCAGUACUUAGUGAGAUUCUUGUCCACAACAUCAACACUGAGAUACCUACAACACUGACUGAAAUGUUCGCUCACUUCCUGCUAAUCCAGACAAAUGUGAAAAGCCAAAAAUACCACGGCAAGAAUGAGUCAGACAAGCAACGCCUUCUGCAGUCUAACAAGAACAUCCUCAUGAAACUGGCUAAAUUGGCCUAUGAGCAAUUGGAGAAGGGCAAUAUCUUGUUUUAUGAGGAAGAUAUAAUAAUGUGUGGCAUUGAUGUUGCUGAUGCAUCUGUGUACACUGGCAUGUGCACUGAAAUCUUUAGGGAGGAGCCAGUGUUUGGACAGAGAAGGGUGUACUGCUUUGUCCACCUGAGCAUCCAGGAGUUCCUUGCAGCGGUCUAUGUGUUUUCCUGCUCUGUAAAUGCAGACAUGGAAGCACUGAGUGCCUUUCCAACCAUGGGGGUGAAUUUGCACCACUGGCUUGUAAGUGCUGUUGAUAGAGCCUUAAAGAGUGAGAAUGGACACCUGGACCUUUUCCUUCGCUUCCUUUUGGGCUGUGCACUCGAGUCCAAUCAAAGGCUUCUGCAAGGUAUCCUGCCAAAAACACAGGACUUCUCAGAGAGUAUUAGAAUAGCGGUUGAACACAUCAAAAAAAAGAUCAGUGAAAAUGUGUUACAUCACAAAUCCAGUCCUCAACGGUACAUGAAUCUUUUACUUUGCUUGAUGGAAAUGAAAGACAAUUCUGCAUACUCAGAGAUCCAACAGGAUGUUAACUCAGGGAAGAAGAUUUCUGUAGAGAAAUGCUCAGCACUGGCCUACAUGCUUCUGAUGUCAGAUGAUGUUUUGGAUGAAUUUGACUUGUCAAAAUACAACACAUCUGAAGAUGGACAUAACAGACUGCUCACUGCUGUGAGUACUUCCAGAAAAGCAAAUCUUGCCAGCUGUAGUUUGAAUCAAUAUUCCUGCACAAUUCUCACCAAUGCAAUCCAGUCACCGGAAUCACAUCUGACAGAACUAAACCUGACCAACAAUAGGAUAACAGAUAAGGGUAUAUCUAGCUUGUUUGGUGGAUUAACCAGCAGAUAUUGCAAAAUAUUGAUACUAAGACUGGCUGCCUGUGAUCUCACCCAUAACUGCUGCCAUACACUGUCAUCUGUACUCCAGCACAAAAACUCAAGCCUAAAGGAACUUGACCUGAGUUUCAAUCAUCUAACAGAUUCUGGAAUACAGUUAAUGUGUGCUGGAUUAGUAUUUUCAGGUUGUAAACUGGAGACAUUGAGACUCAAAUGCUGUGAUCUCACGGAAGAAUCAUGUAAAAUCCUGGGCUGGGCAGUAAACACAAACCUUAAGAUGCUGGAUCUCACCAACAAUGAAGUUGGAGACUGUGGAGCAAAAUCCUUGUCUUUGGGAUUGAAGCACCCAUGCUGCAAACUGGAAAAUUUGAUUCUUUCAGGUUGUCUCAUAACAGAGAUCGGAUGUGACCAUUUGACAUCAGCUUUAGACUCAAACCCUUUAAGCCUGAGAGAGUUGGAUCUCAGCUACAAUCAUCCUGGUGUGUCGGGAGUCAAGAAACUCACAAGCAUGUUGAAGAAUACAGACUACAAACUGGAGAAACUCAACACAGAGCACAAUUCAGCGCGUUGGUUAAAGCCAGGACUGCAGAAAUAUACCUGUGAGCUCACACUAGACCCAGACACUGCAAGCCCACACCUUUUGUUUUCUGAGGGGAACAGGAAGGUGACAUAUGUGUUUGAGAAACAGCCCUACUCAGACAAUAUGAAGAGAUUUGACAGCAGGGCUCAGGUCUUGUGCAGUGAGAGGUUGACAACACGUUGUUAUUGGGAAGCAGACUUUUUUGGAAGGGUAUAUAUAGCAGUGGCUUAUAACAGCAUCAAGAGGAGAGGUAGGGAAGAAAGUCUUUUUGGAUCCGAUGACAAGUCCUGGCGCAUGUCUGUAAAUCUGGAAUCUUCCUGGUCUGCUUUCUGGCAUAAUAAGAAGAUGAGACACGUUACAUAUCAAUUGAAUGAAAACCGAUUAGGAGUGUACCUGGACUGGCCGGCUGGCACUUUGUCCUUUUACAGCGUCUCCUUGAACACUCUCAAACUCCUGAACAUGUACCACUCCACAUUCACUGAGCCCCUACAUGCAGCAUUUGGGGUUUACAAUAAUGGAAAUAGGGAGUCAUCAAUUUCUCUUUGCGGUGUACCCAACAGGAUACAGACUACAUAUAAUGAUGGAGGGAUGGAGAUUUCAGCUGAUGAAAUUCUCUGUCUGAAUCAUAGACCAACAAACUGCUGCAAAUCAUGUGAGAACAUCAAAGACACUUCACACUGGAUCCUCAUGGAACCCUCUGUUUCCAUGGAGACAGGAGUCCCUGUGUAUAAACACAGCUCUCCCCCAGGAAGGUUUGAGUGCACAGUGUCCGGUUUGCGCUGGGUGUGCGCGGUUGAAGUCACUUUAGAGUAUUGCUUUAGCGACCCUGAUAUCUUUAGAGCAGAGCUUGCCAUGUUACGGUACACACCAAUUGGUCCCUUGAUGGACAUCAAAGUGCUGUCAGGUGAACUGUUGGAGGCUCAUCUGCCCCAUUUUGCCUGCCUGGAAGGUUCCUAUACCUCUGUCAGAGAGGCCGUGAGAGUUCUGCAUGGGGACGACAGCGGUGUAACUCUAAAAACUUGUGAGCUGACUCGCUUCCAUACAAAGCUCCUUAAGCCCUCCUUCUCACUGACAGGAGCCAUUUUGAAAAAAUGCUUCCGAAUUAAAACCCACUUGGAUGUGCUAAUCUACCGGACCAGAGUGACGCCCCUGGUUCUCCUUGCAUAUGUCGUGCCGCGGGAUGCUUCCAUGAUUCAGGCUGUUGAAAAGGAUUUACCGAGAACUCAAGAUGCAAAGGAGAUCAAAACACAUCGCCCAGACAUGUCCAUUCAGAUGAACACUAAGUUUAGACUAAACAUAUCCCCUUGUCAUGCUAGGAUCUCUCCAUCGGAGAUCACCUUUAAAUACAUCAGACCUCCUGACUUAUUUCGGGUGGUCAUUGACAAUGCAGAGGACUCCUUUGAUUUGGAGAUACUCAGUGAGGGGAAGUCCAUAUGGAGAGCGACAUUGGAACGUUUUGAAUAUGGUGAGACUGGAGAAAUGGCACACAGUCAUGAAAUGCCCUCAGCAGAAGCACACAGACAUUCUCGAGAAGAGAGAGAGAGAGAGGUGGCUAACACAAGCAGAGAGGAGGCUUACACAAGCAGUUCUGCCAGGAACAAUGAAGUAGGAGGGAUAAUGGCCACCAUGUCACACAAAGAUCGACUGUUCUGUAUUCGGCCUGAUCUCAUCGAGAGGACAUCAGAACCUACACUGAAAGGUCUGGUUCUGAGGCUUGAAUCCCAUCAGCCUCCUGUGUUGAACAGGAUGGAAGCACAAGUCAUCCUGCAGAGGACCAGCGUGCUACAUGAGCAGGUGACCUCCCUCAUCGACAUGGUGCUUAAAAAGGGAGACACUGCGUGUGGCAUCAUGCUCUCCCUCCUUAAAGAACUGGACUAUUACUUUUAUCAAGACCUUAUCAAGAAAAGCCUUCCUGAAAGUGUGUAUCUGAGAUGAAACCUUUGACUGCCCUUCAGUUUGUUGUAAAGGCACAUAAAGUAACAGAAGAUGGUCAUACAUUUAAUGUAGAUUAUUAAUGUACAUAAUAGAUGUAAAACAAAUCUGUUCCACUGAUUCAGUGAGGCACUAUUCAUCAAUGUCUGAAAAACAAACAGUUCAUUAUAUUUUUAUACAUCAUAUUCUAUAUUAAAACAUCUUGAGUAUUACUAAAUA